CUGGACUGAACGUGCAGAAAGGGAACAUCAGCUACAUGGUGAUCGACUCAGACUCUGAUGAUGGAUGCCUCUGUAAGCAAAAGAGAGCUAAGACAGCUGAAAUGCAUAUCAAAGAUGAGAUUGUGGAAGUGUCUGAUACCGAGGAGCAGCCGCCCCAGGACUCUCCAAUACUUAUCAGUGAUGAUGAUGAUGAUGAUGAUCGUAAUGACUUGGAGGGCCCUGUGCUGAUAGAAGAUGAUUCGUGUGAUGAGGACCAAACUCCCUCAAAUGAGAAAAAGAGGGAUGAGUUUGUUAUCUCCCAAAACAAAUCAUCUCAUGAUGUUGGUAAGCAGGAUCUUGGGGAAAAUGCCUGCCAGCCACCAAAUGGCAAUCCUAAGGCUGAGCUAGAGAUUUCAAAAGGAAAGUUGUCAAGUGAUGAAGAGCCUGUACUUGUGGUGGCACAACCAAGGAAAAGGAAAAAUAAAACCAAAAACAUACCUGUGACACCUGUUGUUAAAAGAGAAAAGGAGCAUGUGCCUUCAAAGAAGAAUCCCAGCGCAGCAAAAUUUGAACAAUGCGAGCCUGGGAAUUCUGAGUGCAAAAUACCUGGAUGUUUCUUGCGUGGCAUUGAGAACUCAAAGCAGUAUUCUGGAAAGAAUUUCAAGCAAAAUAAGGAUGAACUGGUUCAGAAAAUCUACGCUUUGUGUAACAGCUCUGUCUUUGAUAAAAAGCUGCCGGAGAAAAUUGACAUUAGCUGGAAUAAAAAGAUGCUGAGAACUGCUGGUUUAUGCACCACUGGCGAGACUCGACACCCUAAGAGGGAGCGUUAUGCUAAGAUUCAGAUUUCUCAGAAAGUCUGUGAUUCUGCAGACCGACUCCGGGAUACUUUGAUCCAUGAGAUAUGCCACGCAGCCUCCUGGCUGCUCGAUGGCAUCCGUGAUUCUCAUGGUGUCGGAUGGAAGUAUUAUGCCCAAAAAUCGAAUAUGGUGCACCCAGAGCUGCCCAAGGUCACCCGUUGCCAUAACUACAAGAUUAACUACAGGAUUCAUUAUGAGUGUACUAAGUGCAAAUUCAGGGUCGGCCGCUACACCAGAUCAUUGGACACCGAACGCUUCAUCUGUGCCAAGUGCAAGGGCCCUCUGGUCAUUCUGCCAUUAACUCGGAAAGAUGGAACCCCCAUUGAGCCCCAUGUGAGACCAUUUGCCAAGUAUGUGCAGGAGAAUUACAGAAUAGUCAGGAAGGGGAUGGCAGGGAUAGGUCAUGGGGAUGUGAUGAGAAAGCUCAGCAAGGAUUUUAAUGCCAAAAAACAAAGCCAGGGUCAUUGAGGUUAUCUGAGAAUGUAUUUGUGUGAGGCGAGUCAUCUAUUGGUAAGGAGUUUUAGAAAGAUAUCUUUGAUGCUGUGAAGUUAUGAAUAUUAGAAUUUAAGUCCUUCUUUAAAAGCUUCCUGCUGUUAAUGAUGUUUGUUCUUCACUAAGGGUUCUGUUGCUAACCAUUUUGUGCUGAUACCCAAAAGCACUUUGGAUCUACCUUGGGUCUUACUUAGAUGCUGUAGUUUUAACAUGUAGAACAAAAUGCGAAAGAGAAAUGAGUUCUGGAGGGUGGCACGUUGAGAGAAUGAGAGGCAUGCUGACAAGAGAACAAGUUUUAAAGACAGUACUUCAAAACCAGGGCUGCUGUCAGAUGUAACCUGUUACACCUAUCUGGAAGUGAAAUACAGACAUGUUUCAUGAACUUAGUUGCUCUUGACAUUGUAUGAAGCCACCUGAACAAUGUAACUGUUCAUAAAAUAA
Messenger RNA from Balaenoptera ricei (Rice's whale), 1769 nucleotides. It is a transcript of the gene GCNA, whose product is annotated as germ cell nuclear acidic peptidase. The record is from RefSeq and is a predicted model, not a curated record. Lineage: Eukaryota; Metazoa; Chordata; Mammalia; Artiodactyla; Balaenopteridae. Bases 36 to 1304 code for a protein of 422 amino acids. The transcript is spliced from 8 exons. Gene Ontology annotation, cellular component: nucleus.